UAAAGAAACGCACGCGUGUUCACAAAACGGCACUCGCACGUGCCGUUACCUUGCCACGCGCCAGGAUGCCCGACGAUGGGACGUGGUUACCGGAGUUUAUCCUAGUACGUACAAGUUCGAACAGUUCAAGAACCGCUCGCUGGCGCGCGCGGGUUGCGGCACGAGUCUGGGUCGGUGGCCACCCCAAACUUUUUGCCAUGGUACUUCACAUCCACAUUCCUGGAUCCACCUCACGACCACGUGGCCAGCGCGCUUUCCUUCCUCCCUACUCCCCGCCGCGUCGGCAUCUUGCUUGCUGCGUCCCAGGUACGAGACCACGGCCGUCCGGUUUCGAGGCUGGCGGCCAGUGCACCGUAGCAUUAACUCGUAAACCGCAGCCGGCCACAACCAGCGCGCGCGCCGCGUCGGGUAUAAAAGCCUAGUUCUAGCCCAGCUGCUGGCAAGAAUCCAUUCCCCUGUUCUCUUCCUGUCCCGUCCUGUUCAAUCUUCUUCUACACCGAGUAAGUAAGUAACGCACCCGUCUUCAAGCAAGCCCCGUCGAUGGCGAGCGCUCGAUCGCGUCUGGUCCUCCUGCUCGUCCUCUUCGCCGCAGCCUCCUCUCCGGCCUCUGCCUGCGACCGCUGCGUGCGCCGGUCCAACGCGGCGUACCGCGCCUCCUCGCCCGCCCUCGACAAUGCCGGCUCCUGCGGGUACGGCUCCCUGGCGGCGACCUUCAACGGCGGGCUCCUCGCGGCCGCGAGCCCCGCGCUGUACAGGGGGGGCGUCGGCUGCGGCGCGUGCUACAGGGUCCGGUGCACGGACGCCGAGCUCUGCAGCGCGGCGGGCACCACGGUGGUCGUGACGGACCAGGUGCGCACGGGCGCGACGAACCGCACCGACCUCGUGCUGAGCGGCGCAGCGUACGCGGCCAUGGCCAGGGGCGGCGGGGGCACGGCCGCCGCGCGGCGGUUGAGGGAGCGGCGCGCCGUGGGCGUGGAGUACAAGCGGGUGCCCUGCGAGUACGCGCGCCGGCGCAACCUGUCGGUGCGCGUGGAGGAGCGCGCGGCGGGCGGCCUGACGAUCAGGUUCCUGUACCAGGGCGGGCAGACCGACAUCGUGGCGGUGGACGUGGCGGCGGCCGGGUCGUCGGGCUGGCGGUCCAUGACGCGGGAGCGCGGCGGGCCGGCGUGGAGCACGGGCCAGGCGCCGACGGGGCCGCUGCAGCUCCGGAUGGUGGUCACCGGCGGGUACGACGGGAAGUGGGUGUGGGCCGACCGGGAGGUCCUCCCGCGGCGGUGGACCGCCGGCCGGGUGUACGACACCGGGGUGCAGAUCGCCGACGUCGCGCUGGAAGGGUGCUCCCCCUGCGACACCCGAGAGUGGAAGUGACGACAGAGACACGAAUCCCGGCCGAUUGUACAGUAGAGCUUUGCUUUUGAUCUUACUCGUGCUAAUCCCCUCCCUCCUUUCUUCUUGGAUAACGAAGCGAAAUGAAUCGGUGGAAGAGUCA
Messenger RNA from Hordeum vulgare subsp. vulgare (domesticated barley), 1489 nucleotides. Its product is annotated as expansin-like A2. The transcript is spliced from 2 exons. The coding region runs from base 541 to 1368 and encodes 275 amino acids. Gene Ontology annotation, cellular component: extracellular region. The record is from RefSeq and is a predicted model, not a curated record. Lineage: Eukaryota; Viridiplantae; Streptophyta; Magnoliopsida; Poales; Poaceae.